UAUAUUAUUCUUAACUGAUCAUUAUUCUUAACAUGCAGUUUUUACCAAUAUAAUUACACAUUUUGUUAUAGAAUAAUUACUAUCACUUACCCAAUGAGUGCUGAUGAUUCUUUCUACAGACAUGUAUAUUAUUAAGUUUUUAUAUUAUUUUUCUAGUUUUUGUAUAACUUUAACAUUGGCCCAGAAUAUACAAUUGCCAUAUUAUUAUGAGUUUGAUGAAUUUGGAACAAUAUAUGAGGACGUUUUAUACCAACAAGAGGAUAGAUACGGCCAAGGAAAAUUUGCAGUUUUACAAAAUUUAAAAAAAGGGGACUGGAUAACGCACAUAAAGUUAUUUAUAGAAAACAAUACCUUUCUAACAACAGGGUUGGUGUGUGACAUAGAAAAGUUGCCUGAACAAGACUACGCUUAUGAUGAAGAAAGGUCAUACUUGCCCUCUAUCUGUGUGCCCCCCACGGAUUGCUCCAUACCCUUGGGUUCUGAGAAGUUGAAACAAUCUCAUUGUGGAUAUGGACAGCAGUGUUGCCGUAUCGACAAAGUGAUUAGCUUAUCCCAAUACUUCUUUCAGCCCUACCGAGAGCUCCCACACAAUAUGUUUCACGUUCAGGACUGGUCUAUAAUAGGGCAGUACCAGUACGAUGAUCUGAACAUUUUUGAAAAAGCCUGGGAUGCAGCAAAUUUCAACCAAAGUCUAUUGGAUAAAUUUCCAGUAUGUGGAAUAUCGCCAGUCAGCACCACAAGAAUGAGUCUAUUCUUCUGUACACGCGAAGAUCUAUGUCUACCCACAGAAGAGGCUGUCCCGAGUCCUUCAGUUAAAACCCAGAAAGCAAUGAACAAAUUUUGUGAAUUUGUUCCACUGGAAGAUUACUUACCAUCAAAGUCAAAUAAUCUAGUUUGCUGUGAGAGUUCUCGCAUAAAGCAGCUCACUAUAAAGGAUAAACAAACUAGCAUAGAACUUCACCCGUUCACCAGUGUUCCACAUGUUCCAUUUUACCUCAAGUUUGCCCCGGGAUUUCGAGCAUCUUACAUGUGUGAAGCCUAUGGAAGAAUGUUGUGCGAAGAAAAGAUUGAUACAUGCCAGUAUGCAUGUGAACAAGAUCAUAUGUACACCAAACGGAACAAUUUCUCAUACAGCGACUGGGUAGACGGCAGCCUAGCAUAUGGCGAAAUUCCCCAUCAGGCUCUCGUCGGUGUUUAUCAUCAGAGGCUUGUUUUCUUCUUUCACUGUGGAGGUACUCUGAUCAGUAGAAGAUGGGUGCUCUCGACUAAACGAUGUGUUAAUUUCGUGGGAUUACAAUCCAAUGUAAUAAUGCUGGGGACGAAAGAUACAUUACAAGCCACAGAAGUUAAUCCAAAUGAAGUGGUUUUCGUUAUAGUAGAAAUUUUAGUUUAUCCGUUCAGUGACGAUGUAGGUGACGACGACGAUGCAACACUACUAUAUGAUUACAGCUUAUUAAAAACACAUGAUGAAGUGAACUUCACCAAAUUUGUCAAACCAGCCUGUUUAUAUCACACCGACCCACCUGUCAAUUGGGAAGAGUUGUUUUUUACUGGAUUUGGUGGAAAUUAUAAUCGUGCUGUAAAAAGAGUAAAAUUUCCUCUCAUAUAUUCUGACGAAAGCCCAAGUGAUAAAAGGGAUGGUAAUUGUGUGUCCCAUUCAUUUGAUCAAGAAGAUCCUUACUAUAGUAGAUUUGGUGCUUCUUUACCACAUAUUAUUUGUGGUAAAACUAAAGCUUUCUCAGGUGAAGAUGCGAAGUAUCCAUCACCAUGCGAGCAUGACGAAGGUGGGCCACUACAGUUUAGGGUACCCAUACCCUACUGUAUGUACCAGGUAUAUGCCGUUCUAUCUUUGAAAAGAUCCAAGUGUGAUUCACCGUCCUCUAUGAGUGCCUUCCAAAGUGUAAAAUUUGCGAUGUCCAAGAUUGAAGAUAUUGUUUGGAAAUAUCCAUUUUUAGAAGAUUUCCCGAUACCAUUUGCAAAUCCAACAAAUUUUAAAACCCCACCACUUUGGUAUGUUGAGUGUGAGUCUAAGAGGUGCCCAACUAUUGAAAUAGUAAAAAAACACUUGCGAGAAGAGCCAAACGUACUACAUAAAACGAAUUACAAUAUCACAACAGCUAGAGAUCUCAACAAAGGUAUAUUGCCAGAAGUAUUUGAUGAAAGUUCAUUAGUGCUUGGAAAUCAGACUUUAUGUGAUGUGGAGAGAUACGACAAGGGCGAGUCAUUAGCUUUUAAACAAGCUGUAUACAAGUAUAUUCCAGCUUUCUGUGUAGACGAGUAUACCACUUGCACUAGUACAUUUGGCGGGAAACAUUCAAAAGAAGCUUGUAAGAGAGAUGACAAAGUGUGUUGUUCUGUUGCCAACCAGCCAGCAAUCACUGGGACUUUGGACCACCAUAUCAAUCUUAUAGCCCAUGAUGACCUUUUCGGCUACAAAUUCAACGAUGACGUAGUUGUCACUGGUGAAGCCCAAAGAGAAAUGACUGAUGAUCAAUACCUGGUUUUGCAGCACGAGCAGAUCCGAGAGGUGUUAGAAAAAGAAACUGUUUGCGGUAUCAAAACAUAUAUCUAUCCGAACAAUCAAACGUUUCUCACGCCUUUCUUCUGUACCACGCCAAACAAUUGUGUGCACGAGUUGGAACCUAAAGAGCGGAAGAAACGGCUUGAUCGUUCAGCAUGGUUUGAUAUAUGUCGUAGAGGAAGCGAAUUCGACUCGAGUUUAAGUGGUAAAACCUCGUGUUGCCAUCCCUCAGACAUGAAGCUCGUAGAUUAUGUUAAGAACAGUGUUAAAUGGGAGUUCCGAGAACUACCGACAUAUUUGAAAUAUGCUCCUGGACUCAGGUCUGCUUACAAAUGCGAAGAGUACUACAGAUAUGUCUGUGAAAAUGUCAACAACUGGUGUGUCCACUACCAGGAAGAUGAUUUUGCUAUUCCGGGAGAGAUUCCUCACAUGGCACAGAUAGGCUUUAUUGUACCGAAAAUGAUGUUAUUUUACUGUGGAGGGGCAAUUAUAAGUCCUCGCUACGUCAUAUCCAGCACGACAUGUGGCAUGGAGCGAGAGAUAGUCGCCAAUGUGGUUUUGGUCGGUGACUUCAACCGCACGAUACUGAUCGACAAUCCUGGUUGGGAAAAACUGUAUCAGCUGAGAGAAAUCCUGCCUUACCCUUUCAAAAGGAAACUGCGUGUGUCUCCCCGCGGGGUUUUAGACAACAAUUUGAGGGACUUUAUUCUUGAUAAUGGACGUAAUAACGAUCGCUUUGUGGACUUAGCUCUAUACAGGACUAUCGAUGAUAUUGUUUUUUCCCCAAGGAUUAGACCCAUUUGUCUCUACUACUAUCCAGUGAACAAAAUAGACUUGGCUUGGUUCACUGGUUUCGGCUACUUACCAGCUGAUAAAGAAGAUUUAAGGACUUAUUAUAAGGGGAACCAUUUUAAAAGAACUAAUCUUAUGAAGGUUGCGGAAGUUUACAUAAACAGAGGUUUGGACCUAACUCUAUUACCCCAUGAAGAAAGAUUUAAAGAAGCUAGAAAGAGAUGGGAUGAAUGCAAGAAUCCCUUACUGUUCAAGAAGGACAUACACCACCCGUACUACACGAAGUAUGGCGUCGCUGAUCACUACUUGUUCUGCGGCGAAAAUACGAACCCCCUUCAUGGCCCUUGCAGGUAUGACAAUGGGGGACCGCUACAACUUGAACUGACCGUUCCAUACUGCUCCUCACAACUACUUGGCGUGCUCUCUGUUGGACAUUUCAGGUGUAAUGAUACCAACCCUUUGGUUUAUGUGAAUGUCACUAAGUUUCUGAAAGAAAUUGAAGAUGUUGUAUAUCCCUAUCCGUUCUUGGAUUUUAUAAAUGAAGGAACUCCGAAAUGCCUAUCACAACAUUCAGGAGGGGUAAAUUCAUAUACCUCUUUGCUUCAUAUAGAUCCUUAAUUUGGUUCAAAAUGUUUAUUUUAUUAAGCUAUAAUUAAUAUAAAACAAGAGUGUAAGUUAAAAUGUUUGUAACUGAAAAUUAAAGUGACCAUAUAUAUAUAUAUAUUUCACAA
Molecule: messenger RNA, 4044 nt
Organism: Homalodisca vitripennis (glassy-winged sharpshooter)
Lineage: Eukaryota; Metazoa; Arthropoda; Insecta; Hemiptera; Cicadellidae
Exons: 21
Coding region: 104-3931 (1275 amino acids)
Biological process (GO): proteolysis
Molecular function (GO): serine-type endopeptidase activity
Source: RefSeq, a predicted model, not a curated record